Messenger RNA from Bactrocera tryoni, 1032 nucleotides. RefSeq names its product jerky protein homolog-like. Gene Ontology annotation, cellular component: nucleus. Gene Ontology annotation, molecular function: DNA binding. NCBI's taxonomy places the organism in Eukaryota, Metazoa, Arthropoda, Insecta, Diptera, Tephritidae. The transcript has 2 exons. The record is from RefSeq and is a predicted model, not a curated record. The coding region runs from base 36 to 836 and encodes 266 amino acids.
UGGUCGAUCCAUUCAAAAAAGCUCUAAAGACGAAAAUGGAAGAGCUUGGUUUAAGCCGGGAGCAAGUUUACAACGCCAACGAAUCCGGUUUAUUUUGGAAACUUUUUCCACAAAAGACGUAUGUAUCACCAUUAGAAAAAACAGCCCCAGGAGCAAAGAUGGAAAAGCAAAGAAUAACAUUCUUGUGCUGUUCAAAUGCAGAAGGAUCUCAUCAACUCAAGCUCCUUGUGAUAGGCAAGGCCAGAAACCCCCGCUGUUUUAAGGGGUUUGACUGCCCUGUUCAUUAUAGACAUUCAAAGUCCGCUUGGAUGACUGCCGCUAUCUUCAAAGAUUGGUUCCAUCCUUCAUUCAUACCUGAGGUAACGAAAUUUUUGACAAAAAAAGGUCUACCAAUUAAGACUCUCCUUUUAAUUGAUAACGCUUCAUCGCAUCCACCUGAAAAUGAACUUAAAAGUGAAGACGGCUCUAUUUUAGCAAUGUUUAUGCCACUCAACGUCACCCCCCUUAUACAACCCAUGGAUCAAAACGCAAUCAGGAUUACACAACUUUAUUACAGAAACAGUCUUUUGGCUUCAGUUGCUGCAACAGGAUGUGUCUUGCUAGAGUCUAUGAAGCAAAUUUCACUUAAGGACGCUAUUAUUACAAUUGAAUCUGCUUGGAAUAAAGUGGAUGAGGCUGUGUUAUCAAAAUGCUGGAACAAUUUUUUGAGUAUGCUUGAAAAUCAAGAAGAUCCUGAAGAUGAAAUUCCUUUGAAUAUCCUUCGAAGGAACUUGAAUAUGAAUGUGGGGGACUUGGAGGAGAGCAAGAAAUAUCCGACGAAGACGACUAUACUGUAGAGUCGCAAAAGACGGUUACAGCAAGAGAAGCUAUUGACAUAUUUAAUAAUGCUUUGGAAUAUGCUGAAAGUGAAAUGGUUGAACAAAAGAAAUUAAAUGUAUUAAAGAACCUAAGGGAAAAAGAAGUUUUUAAGGUGGUUGAACAAAAGAAACAGCAAAAGAGGAUUACCAAAAAUGAGCUUCAACUUUUUAUAAA